Molecule: messenger RNA, 2443 nt
Organism: Arachis ipaensis
Lineage: Eukaryota; Viridiplantae; Streptophyta; Magnoliopsida; Fabales; Fabaceae
Product: phosphoadenosine phosphosulfate (PAPS) reductase family protein
Biological process (GO): FAD biosynthetic process
Molecular function (GO): FMN adenylyltransferase activity
Source: RefSeq, a predicted model, not a curated record
AGAAAUUAUCCGGAAUCUCUCUCCGUUAUGAUUAGUGAAAGAGAAUGAAAGUGAGAAGUGCAAAUUAUGACUUAUGAGGGACUAAUACGGAAGCAGUUUAUAUAUGAUUUGCUUCGAAGUUAGAAUGUCUUGAAAAGGAUAUUCCCUAAUUUCAUAUCAUACGUGCUUUGCUCAAAUUCCCAAAAACCGCACACACAUGAUAACAUCACAAUUCGCACACAAAACAAAACGUUGGACCGUUCUUGUUAUUUCAGUUUCCGUUUUGUGGCUCACACAAACAACCUCCGCCAUCCAAAUUCCCAUGUCCAAUUCUUAAUUCCAAAAGGGAAAGAAAAGAAGAGAAAAAAAAAAAUCUCUCUUUCCCCUAAACCCCUUUUGAUUCCAAAUUCCAAAAGGGGAUAAUCAUUGUUCACUUCUCAAUUCUCAAUCACAAGAACGAAGAACACUGCUUUUCAUUGACACCUCAGCUUCCCCCGCAGGCUGAUCUCGAACUUGCGGGAAAAAGAAAGAAAGGAAGAGAAGAUCUCUUUUUGACGAAAACCCUGGUUUCUGUGUUUGCGGGUCACCAUGGAGAUCGACAGAGCAAUCAGGGAGUGUAGCGAUAGAAGGCUUCAAACCAAGUACAAUAACGCCACCUAUGUUAUUCAGAGAGCUUUGGCUUUGUAUUCCAUUGAAGAGGUUGCUUUCAGUUUCAAUGGUGGAAAGGAUUCAACGGUUUUGUUACAUCUACUUAGGGCGGGCUAUUUUUUGCAUAAAGGGGGACAAAAUAGUGCCAAUGGGGAUCUGAACGAUUUUCCAAUUAGAACAAUAUAUUUUGAGACUCCUAGUGCUUUCCCAGAAAUUAACUCAUUCACUUAUGAUACAGCUGCCACCUAUGGUUUGCAAAUUGACACCAUUUGCACAGAUUUUAAAUCUGGUUUGGAGGCUUUGCUAAAGGAGAAGCCAAUUCGAGCAAUUUUCCUUGGAGUUCGAAUUGGAGACCCUACUGCGGUUGGCCAGGAACAAUUCUCCCCUAGUUCACCUGGGUGGCCAGCUUUUAUGAGAGUGAAUCCCAUUUUAGAUUGGUCAUACAGAGAUGUAUGGGCCUUCCUUUUAACUUGCAAGGUGAACUAUUGCAGCCUUUAUGAUCAAGGUUAUACUUCGAUUGGGAGCAUAUAUGACACUGUUCCCAAUUCAUUAUUAUCCACCAGUGAUUCAUCCGAUAAAUUUAAACCAGCAUAUUUGCUUGCUGAUGGAAGAUUAGAGAGGGCAGGGAGGGCUAAAAGGCUAUCUUCUUCUAAUUGUGGACAACGUCCUGUUGAUAGCAAUGGCUUGAGUAGCCUAGAUUUGCAUAAAAACAGUAUGCUCACAGCUUCGGUCAUUGCUGUGGGAGAUGAGUUUCUGUUUGGCACUGUUGAGGAUCAGUUGGGACCUAAUUUGUGUAGAAAGCUGCAUUCUGUUGGUUGGUCUGUGUUGCGACUUUCUGUUGUACACAGCAAUAUAGAUUCUGUGGCCGAGGAAGUUGAACAAAAGAAAUCAAGUGAUAUGGUUUUUAUAUAUGGAGGUGUAGGUCCACUGCACUCUGAUGUUACCAUAGCAGGCAUUGCAAAAGCUUUUGGUGUUCGUUUGGCUCCGGAUGAAGAAUUUGAAGAAUAUCUACGGCAUAUUAUUGGUGAUCAGUGUAUUGGUGACCGGAACGAGAUGGCUCAGUUGCCAGAGGGCAUAACUGAGCUACUGCAUCAUGACAAGUUGUCCGUUCCCUUGAUCAAGUGCCAAAAUGUAAUAGUUCUUACUGCGACGAAUGUUUCGGAGCUGGAAAAGGAAUGGAACUGUUUGAUUGAAUUAACAGAAUCGAAUGAUCUGCUAACAUUACUGGAACCUUAUGUAUCAAAGCAAGUGAUGACAAAUCUUUCAGAUGUUGAAAUCGCUCAACCUCUAUCGAAGCUUUGUCUUGAAUUUCCAGACCUUCAUAUAGGAUGUUACCGUACAGCCAGAUAUGGAUCUCUUGUAGUAAGUCUCAAAGGAAAGGACCAAGAACGACUUGAAUUGGCUAUGAAAUCAUUAGAGAAGAAAUUUCAACCUGGCACGUUCAAGGAGAUGAACUAGGAUGUGCAGAAUAAAAGAUGGAGUGGGAAGAAAAUGAAGGGUGCUGCCGUCUUGGUACAAGAAAGAACAAUGGUGUGAAAAAUAGGUGGUUGAAGCUUCAAUGUAGUGCAGAUAGAUAAUGGAAAUCACAGUCUAACUCCUUGGACUACUAACUCAUUAUUAUUGAAUUAUCACAAAAUCUAUAGUACUAGUUUACAAAUAUAGACCGGCUUUUUAUUGGAAAUCCACCAAAAACUUUGAAUUUAGGAGUGGUAAUGACGUUGACUUUGUUGUUAUAUCACUGACUCUGAUUAAUUUGCUGAGUACUUGGCAAGCAGCAAAUUGAUUUUCUUAUAUGAACCUCAUGAGUAUUGGAUAA